Messenger RNA from Ambispora gerdemannii, 606 nucleotides. Lineage: Eukaryota; Fungi; Glomeromycota; Glomeromycetes; Archaeosporales; Ambisporaceae. The record is from the annotation of a GenBank genome assembly.
AUGACUAUAACUACCGGCUUUUUUGCUAACCGUGCGUGGAACACCAUCAUACCUAUAUAUCCGGAAAAUUAUAUCUCUUUAUUUAUAUUGGGAUUCUCUACAUUAUCAUUUCUAAUAAUAUUUCUAAUACCUAAACACCAUGUGUGUAAAAGAACUGCAAAAUUUCCAUUGCCAAGUCAAAAAUUAUGGAAUGUGGUUACCGACUUUAGUUCUUAUCCACGUUGGCGUUCAACUUUAACAAAGAUUGAGACCAGUCCCCACGGACACAUACCUCCUGAUGGUUUUGAAUGGUUCCGAGAACUCACUCCUUAUGGAAGCAUAAAGUAUCGCGUAAUUGAACGAUACGAAGGUAAAAUGUUUAAACAAGAGAUCGUACGUGAAAAAGGAGUCCAUCUAAGUGGUAGUUGGAUAAUUGAAUUCGAAUCGAUUGGCAAAGAAUCUACUCAGAUAACAAUUACCGAACAAGUCACCAUUCACAAGGCAAUACCAAACAUAAUAGGAUUUUUGAAUGGACAUAAUAGAAAUAUCGACCAAUUUCUAACUGAUCUUGCAAAUAAAUUUGAACAAGUGGUCGUGUUGAAAGAUGUUAUUGACACACAAAAAUAA